Molecule: messenger RNA, 1059 nt
Organism: Phragmites australis (common reed)
Lineage: Eukaryota; Viridiplantae; Streptophyta; Magnoliopsida; Poales; Poaceae
Product: GRF1-interacting factor 3-like
Exons: 4
Coding region: 151-735 (194 amino acids)
Biological process (GO): cell population proliferation; leaf development; positive regulation of transcription by RNA polymerase II
Cellular component (GO): nucleus
Molecular function (GO): transcription coactivator activity
Source: RefSeq, a predicted model, not a curated record
ACUCAUGCACUCGCCUACGCACGCAAAUACGCAAUAGGCAUCCCUGGGCAGGUCGGCAGCGCGCGUCAUUCCAGCUCCAGCCCCCAAACCCUCCAAACCCCCAAAAUCCCAAACCCACCCAAGAAACCAAAGCCCGCAUAAGGGGAAGCGAUGCAGCAGCCGAUGCCCAUGCAGCCGCAGGCGCCCGCCAUGACCCCGGCGGCCGGAAUCACCACAGAGCAGAUCCAGAAGUAUCUGGAUGAGAAUAAACAACUUAUUGUGGCUAUUUUGGAAAAUCAAAACCUGGGAAAGUUGGCAGAAUGUGCUCAGUAUCAAGCCCAGCUUCAGAAGAACCUCCUGUAUCUGGCUGCAAUUGCAGACAAUCAACCACAGACUGCUGCAAGCCGCCCUCAGAUGGUGCCACCUGGUGCAUCGCCGGGGGUAGGGCAGUACAUGUCACAGGUGCCUAUGUUCCCCCCAAGGACACCUCUAACACCGCAGCAGAUGCAGGAGCAGCAACUGCAGCAGCAGCAGCAGCAGCAGGCUCAGUUGCUAAAUUUCACUGGUCAAAUGGUUGUGAGACCUGGCAUGGUCAAUGGCAUUCCUCAGCCCCUGCAAUUUCAACAAACUCAUGCAGCUAAUCCCCAGCCAGCAGCAGCAGUAAGCAAGCAAGAUGCGGGUGGCGCCACCUCGGAGCCUUCUGGCACUGAGAACCACAGGAGCACCGGCGCUGAUAAUGAUGGUGGAAGCGACUAGCCUGAGAAGUCCUAAGGAACUUACAAGCUAGCCUUUUAGGUCGAAAAAUGAAUGUAUACUGCCGAUGGACGAAGAGAGGAUCAAUCAUUCCUGUGCCCUUCAAUGAUAAGUGGCCGCAGUCUUCGCAUGGAUGAUGUUCGGUAGUUGUUACAUUUACCUCUUCUUUCAUGUAGAACCCUGUAACAUUUGUUUGCUUGUUUCCAAGCUGCACUUGUUGUAGGCUUGUAGCCAUUGGCCACAGGCAAUAUGGUCUUCAGGAGCUGGAUUCAGUUAUGAAUUAGACAAACUUUGAUCUCUGCAAAUCGAAAAUGGUCUGAGCUCUCA